AUGAAUACUAUUCUCAACGGGGAGGAGUGUGCUAGCUGUAUGGCGGUACAUCCAAAGGUACACUCGUGAAUCGAAAGUGAAAGUCGCUGCUCUGCUUUCCGACACGUUUAAAAUGAUGUUAAAAAAGGUUAUUCUCGUUCAAAUCGGUUAUUCUUCUUACUGUAUUUUUGAAUGCUUUACUGCAUUUACCAGCGCAGAUCUCAUAAAGCAAAACAACCAAACAAAUAGCGAGAUUUUCUUUUGUUUUACUUGAUCUGUGUUGGUACAGGCUGAUCCAUAAGGGAUGCUAAUCCAACUCAACUCACUGAUCACAUAUCAGGGCCAUGGCUAUAAGGCACAUUCUGUCCCACUUUGUACAGGCAAGGUUUACAUUCUAACUGCCCUAUUGUAAAGUUUUCUGAAGACCCCUUUCCAAAAAACCAUAAUUUUGUGUUAAGAAAAAUCACUCACAUACUUUUUCAAAAAGGUCACCUCCCCUCCCCUCUUUCCCCUUUCCCCUCACCCCAAAGUGUACCAUUCCGACUCCGAUAAUUAUCAUUAAAAAACUCGUCUUAGUCAAGGAAAAGGCUAUUGGUGAUUUUAUUUGUCAAGGACUUUUGUUGUUUUAGUUUCUUGCUCUUGGAACUCACUAUGGAGUUGUUCAUAUACUGGAUCACCAAGGGAACCCAAGCAGUAGCAAAAAGUACCCAUCAGUAAGUAUACCAGUGAUAAAUUUAUGCUUAGUAUUACACAUUACCAUUACAUUCUUGCUGCCUCACUUUAUCCAUUCAAGACCCAUGCCAAUCAUGUUGUCAUCAAAUUCAGCCUAGAAAAAUCAGUGCUUAAUCCAGAAGAAGUUUCGUGGAUUUAGCCUGUCUUUCAUGGUAAUUGCUAGAGGCAGAAUGGAGAAAAAAAAUUAACUUUAAUUUUGGAAACAAAAUUCAUCCUUGAUGGACUGGAAAUGUCAAAUUUGCAACCAGGACUGAAGAGUUCUUUUAAAUGCAAGCCCAAGACUUUGACAGCUCUUAAACUUCACACUUGAGACUCUCAGAGUUUUUCUCAGACAGUUAAUAGUGAGCUGAAACAAUGAGUCUGAAGUCCCAGACUUCAUGAAUGGCAACCGGAAGUUUGAUGUCUCGCUUGAUGGAACACUUUUGUCUCACACAAUGAAUCUGAAUGCCUUUGUUUUAACUCCUGCUGUACGAAUUUCUUGAGUCAGAUCAGUGAGAGGGAGAAAAUGGCAACCAGAAGUUGAUUUUUUUCUCCCUCUGUCUGGGACGUCAAUUUUCUCAUUGCGUAAGGUCCCAAAUGAGUUUACCAUGUCCUUUAUAUCAGCAGUCAAAUUACUGAUCAAUGCAGAAUAUAUUUCUUUCUUGUUUAUUAAAGAAGUAAUAAUUGCAUUGCAGCAGAGCUGUCAAAGAUGUAUUUUAGGUCAAAUUUGAUUUCAGCGGAAUUUUGAUUUAAAUGAGGUUGAUUCUCAAUUUCCUUUGUCUUGUAGCCCUAAGAGACAAAGGAAAUUGAAAAUCAAUCUUGUUUAAAAAUUUUUAACCUGAAAUCAAAUUUAUUUUCCAGAUGCUAGCAACCAUCAAAUUAAUUGGGAGUUGAGGACUUCAAGACAUCUUCAGUCUUGCCAAAAAAACCUAAGACUUCUGGGCUCUAAGAUGGCUCUGUGGGAAAAAAAAUCAACACUGCGAGGUCUACAAAACUGCUGAAAAGAGAAGCCAGGAUAGUGAGACCUCUCAAAGAAGUAAAUUCAUUGAAGAUACUUUAAAAUGUUUUUUCCUCAGCACACGACAGCUAUCAAUCAAAUUAGCAUUGAUCAAAGUGGUGACUAUGUAGCCAGCUGCUCAGAUGAUGGACGGGUAAGUAAUUUUAAAAAAUACAUAGCAACAAUGUAGCAAAAAUACUUAAAAUUGUUGUUAAACAGAAAGUAAUAACAUUUUAAAAGGGAUAUUAAAAUCCAACAUAUUUUUUUCAACAAGAACAAGCUUUUGAUAUAAAUUAAAGCAGUUGGGGAUAAAUAAAGGAGUAACCCUAUGACUAAGAUUCCUGAUAGUUCUGAGAUCACCCAAAUUGUAAUGAAAUGUACUUUCAGUGUCCCCAAAACAGUUUUCUAGGUGACUGCCCCAAUGAACAAGGGGUAAACCCUUCCCAUACCUAUGCCCACACCUCCUUGUACUUAAGUUUCCUAGAGAACUCUCUUCGUGGUAUCUUACUCAGGGGUUUCAAUAAGCACCGACGACCGACGAAACGCGUUGGUUAUUUUGCUCAGAGAAGUCAGCUACUUUUCUCUCCGAAAGAAGAAGCCACUAGUGCUUAUGAUGUCAUAAACAAAUAACUUAUCAUAAAAUCUGGAUGAAAACGUAAAGGCCCACUGGUUUUGAGUUAUGCUUUAGUUAUGCAAAGGCUGUGUUUCGUGCUGUCAAUUCUUUGGAGGUUUACACAGAAUUUGUUCUCGUUCAAAUGUACGUUUUUUCAUUGCUUGUAAGUUGUGUGGCUGAUAAUCGGAACCUGAAUGAAAGCUACAUUUUCUUGUAUGAAAAACGCACUCUUUUGUACUCAAUUUAAUUUAGUCCCCAGAAUGCUGGAAAUCGUAUUUAAGGGCUUUGGAAUUUCAAAAUUUUCUGAUGGAGCAUGCCCGCAGACCCCCUAGAGGUACUGGAUUAACGCUUCCUGUUGAUACAUCCGGGUACUCUAUUCAAACCUGCUGGCUACUUCAAUUAUUAUUGAAACCCCUGCUUACUUCCAGCACUUUAGUGAUUUGCAUGUAACAGGACUUUAACUAAAGCAUACAGAGUACAGUAUAAUAAUUAUAUAAAAUGCUUCAUUUGCAUUUGAUUUCAAUACCCUCUGUAGUUUGUUAGUUAAUUGGUUGUGAAGGACAAGAGUAGAAAAAGAGAGAGUUUUCCUCUGUGAAUGGGUUUCAUUCAUUUUUACCUUUGCUUACAAUAAUUUGAGAACGUCUUUAUGGGUUACCCAAGUUAUUGUAAGGCUCAGGUAUAAGUGCAUUUAAUCUGUAAAACAAAAAAAAUGGUUUACUAUGGUUAUGAUUGUAUAUUGACAUGUAAUUUGGGAAAGUUUCAUGGGUAUGUGUUAAAGGUCAAAAUUAAAUUCAGGUUAAAAUCUUUUUAACCUACAUUGAUUCUCAAUUUCCUUUGUCUCCUAGGCCUAAUUCAUAAAUAAUAUUAUUAGGGCUAGGAGACAAAGAAAAAUGAGAAUCAACCUAGGAUAAAAAAUUCUCACCUGAAUUUAAUUUUGACCUGUAACAUAAUUAUGCCAACUACAUUAGUUACUGUUACAUGUAUUUUGCUUUUCUACCAAGUGUUACACAUAAUUUUGAAAACCUUCUUUAUCCAUUAACUCACCCUGUGCUGGGUUGUCACUAAGAUUUCAAGUUGCCAGGUAAAUACAACAAGUAGGUGGUGAAUCAAACGGCUAGGGAUUUCUUUUGGUUCUAUUUUUCUUCUAUUUUUCAAUAAAAGUAGCCAGGGGCCACUCUCUUAGUAGCCGGGGAAAAUCCCCGGCCCCCGGCUCUUAAUGACAGCCCUGCCCUGUGUGUCAUGCCAGCCUUAAGGAUAAGAAGCUGUGUGACCUUUCACUUUGCAAUCCAUCUAACAAGUUGCUUUUCUCACAUUAAGGUUGUGAUAAAUGGUCUUUACAGCUCUGAGAAUAAUGUCCAAGCCAGUUUUGAUUCCCCUAUCAAGGUAAGAGUUGUUUCUUUCCUAUGUUGUUGCCAUUUUGUUAAUUUAGAACUUUUGCUAAAAUUGCUUUUGUUUUUGAGUUUCUGAUGUUUUUAAUGUUACUUGUUUUCUCUCAGUCAGUUGCUCUAGAUCCUGAGUUUUCAAAGAAAAGAACAAAAAUGUAUGUUACUGGAGGAACAAAGGUUUGUUGUUGUUCAGUUUGUUUAUUUUUUGUAUCACUGAGAAAUAAUAGCAUGACUUUUUCUGAUCUAAUGAUAAAAAAAUCCUUAACAUUAAAAAUUGAAACUCUCUGGCAGACCUGGCUGGUCACUAUGGUAACCCUGGAUAGUCACUAUGGCAACCUAUGCAAAACUAUUCUGACAAGGUUGCCAUGGAUAUAUGUCAUGCAGUAGAUUAUUGGUGAAAAUAACUGUGGUACCCACUCCCGAUGCAAACACUCUUUGUGUGAAUAGGUUGACCUCGGCUAAACCAAGACUAGGAUUUCUUUUCUCUGAUAUAUUGUUGCAUUGUAGUUAAUUCUCACAGAAAGAGGCUGGUUCAGAAAUAAGGCAACAGUUUUGCAUGAAGGAGAGGGCAGCAUCAGGACAAUUAAAUGGAGAUCAUCCCUCAUUGCAUGGGCUAAUAAUUCGGUAAGAUGAAGCAGUUGUUUUGCUAUAAAGUAACCUACUAGGGUAGCAGUGCCCUUUAACAUCCUGCCAAAAAUGGCCUCCUCUCCAAUUCACAAAAUGACCACUUUUGAAAUUCAGACCCGGACAUGUACCCCCUAAGAGGGCUUUGCUCAAGGUCAUAAUAUUAAUGUUGAUGAGUUUCUAAACCUGAUAAUACACGACUGCGUGUCUUUUGAAGAGCUUCAAAAUCUCUGAUAUAGAUCAACUCAUUCUUGCACUAAUAUUUAGAUUUCGGGUUAUUUUGGUCUAAAAAAUUGGACUUAAAGUUUAGCCGUGUCUUUAUCAGAUAUAAAGACACCUUUUAAACAUCAAGUUCUUUUGUUUUUCUCUAUGAAUUAUUAAUGAGUUUUUGAAUGCUACUCAAAUGUCAUAAUGUUAAAUGAGAAUAUGCACAAAAAUCUACAAGCUUUUCAAAAAUUAUGACCAGUAGUGCAGCCUUUUUUGAGAUUUCUUUGUUGAAAGUUUGUUGGUUUGUUUGUUUGUUCAACUCAGGAAGUCAAGGUGUUUGACUUGAACUCUCAGCGAGUGAUAACCAACAUUAAAAGAGAACCUGGAAAGUAUGUGACUUUAAUUAACUUUGCUGAUAAAAUUUCUUCGACAAACCUAAAGGUUGUGGAUAGUACUUGUGGUGGUAGACUUUGCAUAGACUUAUUGCUGUAUAUGUUCCAGUAACUUAAAUUUUGCUGAACAGACAACUUUCUUGGAGAAGGAUUCAUCGCAAAGUGUGCAAUUUUUAAAUUUAAAUAUGUCUUAGUAAUAUGAUAAAACCCCAGUAUAAAUUUGAACUCUAAAGGGAAACAAAAAACUGUUCGAGUUAGUGGGGGUUUGAGUUUUCGGGGCUGAUUGGAUAGUCAUUUUGCCAUGUUAACAACAGAUGGUGUACUGAUUUUUUAGCACCUUAGUAAACCAUACAGUGUGAAUUUGCCAAAAUAAACAUUUCUUGUCAGAACCUGUAAAAAUGUUCGUUGUGACUUAUAAAAUGACUGUCAAAUACGCAAUCUGUUUAUCGCUCUAUUUAAAAUCAAAUUAUUGCUUGUGUUAGUUUUUAGUGUUAUUACAGAUUUUAUAUUAAGACUUAAGGGAAUGGCAUAGGUGGUGAGUUGCAAGAAAAAGGAAUUUGAGUUAUCAGGGUAUUUAAAAAUUGUCCAAGUUAGUAGGGAGUACAAGUUAUCCGAAUUUGAGGUACUGGAGCUUUACUGCAGUUCCUUGUUCUUUGUAUUCUCUGAGGAACCUAGUAGAUAGAAUGAACAUACAGAUCUGACCAUGUGUCGUGAGUGGUGAUUUAUAGGUAGAGGUUGAAACCAAUGGAGAAUUAUAAAACUUUCACCCCGCAAAGUGGUUUUGGUUGGUUUCAAGGGAUCAUAAUAAGUUUCUGGGAAACUGCCCGCCUACCCCUCCUCUAAGCCAUCAUUUUGCCUUAAGUGAGAAGUAAGUGUUAAUGUUGGCUUAGGGGAGGGGUAGGUGGACAGUUGCCCAGAAACACAUGAUGGUCAAGUAGUAGUGGUAUAUGAGAGGUCCCAACUAUUGUUCUUUAAAUGAAAAAACCUUGUUUUUUUGUUUGAAAAGGUGAUGGCUCGUGUGAGGAAGUUGCAAUUGAAAAUUUUCUGUAAUAAUAUAUUUUGGCAGAUAUAGACCUGAACUUUAUCGCUGCUGUUUGUGUUGGAAAGAUGACAUCACCCUUUUUAUUGGCUGGGCAGACAUGGUUCAGGUACGGAAGGUAGUUUUUGUUAUAAAUGCUACCAAUUUUGUUAAUAGUAAAGCACCAUGUACCAAAAUAUCGGUGGUGGACAAAACACUGACCCCCAGGCAAUGGACUGCCCCCGUGAACUACCCAUAUGGACUACCCUAAAGUGGACAACAUACACUGAAGUUUAUAGUGUAGGGUUAAGAAACUGAGUGAAUCAAGUUUCAGGUCAGUUUUCCCCGGUACAAUAACCCCAAAUAGAACUUGAUUCUCUCAGUUUCCUGACCCUAACCAUUAAACUACAGUGGCAUUGUCCAUUUUAGGGUAGUCCAUAUGAAUAGUCCAUGGGGGUAGUCCUUGGACUGGGGGUCAGUGUUUUGACCACCACCUGAAAUAUCAUAACAUGAAAAACAGCAUAGGUAUACCUCUUACUUUAUCAGUCUGAGCUGCAAACUCAUUCUGAAUCAAGAUACUUUCUCUUGAGUAUACAAUCUAAGCCUGAAUUGCACAGGUCGUAAAUCCAAAAAAAAGAAAUGAAAUUCAGACUGUACAUGUAACUUGCAGUACAGGCCAUGAAAACAAAGUCUGCAAGAUAUCAUAUUUUCUCUGGAAAAUUUUAUUUAUUUUCUCUUUUAAACUGUAUUUUUCAACUUCAGAUUUGUGUUGUCAAGGAGAGGUUGAUACAGAGAUCAGAUCUGCCUCCUCUUGUCGUGGAAAUAGGUUUGCUAUUUUCUGUUUUCCUUUUUAUCUUAAUUUGCAGAUUUAAAAUAUGAGCCAACUCAAACUCAUGUCUGAAUGUUUAUUUUUGCAGUUGCUAGGUUUAAGACAGAUUAUUACAUUUCUGGAAUUGCAUACCUUAAAAGUGACUUGGUGAGCCUGUUGGAAUUGAUUUUCUUUUGAAGUUAGCAGUAGUGUAUACUCUGGAAGCUCAGAUUUUGUACUGAUGGAGCUUGAUAAUGCCUGCAUUACUCUAAGCAGGGCUUCUGAUAUGUCGCGGAAGAAAAAGUCAAAUUUCGCAGGAUUUUUAGGGACAAAUUCGCGGAAAAAUCGGCCGACUUUGCAGGAAUUUCGGGGGAGUUUUCAAGGCAAACUUCACCAAAAAGCAAUUGUUAAAAAUGGCCGAUUUUGUGGUUAUUUUCAACGCAAAUUUCGCUAGAAAUAAAUUGGUUUUGCGCUGAUCAGACCGUUUUGUCACGUUAACAUUUUGAUUCAAAACAUUAUUCAUGUUUUUUGUUAAUUUUAUCUCUGUAAUUAUUAUAUAUAAUUGAAUUACCAUCAUGGGAUACAGUUAGCAUAAAAUUAGUACAAAAAAUGUGUUUGACCUCCUAAAAAGGAUUGUUCAUAUUACACCCCCUACCUCCCCUUAGCAGCCACCUCCCCACAAUGGCCACCUUCUUCUGUCCCCAAGGUGGCCAUUGUCUAGAGGUUCGAUUUUAGGUAGACGUACUUAAUUCCCUGAUUAGGUCCAUUCAACCAAGAGUUGGCAGCCUGGAAUAAUCUAGUUGCUAGUUCCCUGGCUGAAUAACAUUCCUGAAAAAAAGCAAGAGAGGGUCCCCACAUAACUUGUCCUGUCUGUAAAACCCACAGGAAAACCAAGACUAGGAUCAUUAAAAUUUGAAUUAUUUUGUGUAUGUUUUCACAGGUCAUACUGUCUUACAUGACAAACAUUGAAGCUGGCACAAGUAAGGUGAAUAAAUGUAAAUCAUUAACCCAUUUGCCCCUGGAAAUUUUGCCAAAAAACACGUUUGAAGCUAGUCAAGCAGUUUUCUGGUCACUGUCGUGCUAUAAAAAGCCAAAACUUACCAUAAAGCCAUUUACAGGUCAUACACUUUGUGGCCUUCUGAUAAAGAUGCAAAAUAUUAGGGAGCUUAAGCAACAGCGUUUUUGAGCAACGGACGUCAACCGGAAGUGGACUUUUUGCAUCAUUGAGCAGUGGUUCUGUUGAAACUCUCAAUUAAAUCCUCUUUAUAAGAGAAAAGACACUUAGCAAUACAAAUUUGUCAGUGUCGAGGCAUAUAAAAAGGGAGAGGGCCUCACUUCCGGUUAACGUGUGUCGCUCAAAAACGUCUUUGCUUAAGUUCCCUAUUAGCUUGCGAAGUUCGGGCAUGAGCGGAAAGCAAAAUUUUGCAAAUGUUUUGGGGGGUUAAAAGUGACAGCAGUUUUGCUCUCUCUUCUCCCUUCUUUUUUCGCUUUUCUUGCCUCAUUUUUUUUUUUUUUACUGGGCAUGUGGUAGACUUCAUUUUGGUGGGAAAAGUUUUUUGGGAAACUUUUUAGGGUCUUAGGUUUCAUGAAAGGAAAGGUAGGUGAGUAGUGGAACAAGAUUUUCAUGGAAAUUUUCAGCUCAAUGUUACCUGAUUGUUGCCUUUUUAUCCAGUGUCCUUGACUGAAUUUUGCUCAUUCUAGUAUGGUUUGAAAGAUUUCUUCACUAUGCAGAAGUUAGGGCACAAAGUUGUCCUUGACCAUUUAAACUCACGACUUCAUAAGUGGUAGAAGGGAGGUGGAUCUGCGCGGGCGGUUACGGGUGGAUCAGGGGCAAAUGGAUUAAGACUGAAACUUUGUCAUUUUUCCCCUGAAUAAAACACAAAAGAAAUUUAGUAUAGUUCCUUUACUUCAUAAGCAAGCUUCACUUAUUGAGUCAUUGAAAUGUCUUUUGCGCCUAUAAGGGCCUCUUCCUGGAGUAGUUGCAAUAACCUGUAAAUUGCUUACUAAAAAUAUUAUUUUCCUGCCCCGACAACAUGGUAAUUAAUGAUACAAUAUACAGGUUUUAGUAUGUUCAGAUGAUUGAUGAUCACAUGACCAUUAUUUUAGAUCACAUGACUGGGAAGACAUUGAGAUAAUGUCAAAAUAUUGUGUUAAUUCUGCCAAAUUCUUUGCUCCGAGUUAGUAAUGUUAUUUUUGUUAAUACCUUAAACCACUAUGGGCCUUUUUCAAAAAACAGCUUAAUACUCUUUGUUGUCCCUCCAAAAGUUUGCAUAAACAUUUUUUUUUUCAAUUUCUCUUGGGACUUACAAUUGCCCCAAGAGAAAAUAUUUAAGACAAUGCUUAUGCAAAAUUUUGAAGGGACAAUGAAGAGUAUUAUGGUCUUUUUGAAAAGGGCUAUUUCACUCAUUUAUAAAAAAAAAUGAAAAUAAUGCAUUUUUAAUUUAAAGUAUUUUUUAUUAAUAAUUGUAGGUCAAAAUCAAAUUCAGGUUAAAUUUUAUUUAACCUAGGUUGAUUUUGUCAAAUUCCUUUGUCUCCUGGCCCUUAUUCAUGAAUAAUGAAGGCUAGGAGCUGUUGUAGGUCAAAAUGAAAUGCAGGUAAAAAUGGUUUCAACCUUAGCCUGCUUAAAUUUCUUUGUCUCUUAGCACUAAUUAUUCUUGAUUAUGAACAAUUAGGGCUAUGGAACAAAGGCGAUAAAGAGUCAACCUACAUUUUGAGGUUGAAUCCAUUUUAACCUAAAUUUCGUUUUGACCUACAGCAGAGACAAAGGAAGUUGAGAGCCAAUGGUGUUGAAAAUUUUUAACCUGAAUUGAAUUUUGACUUAUAACAUAGACACGUUUAUGUAAGCACUGAAAAAAAGCCCUCCACUUGCUACCUGCCACCUUCAUUUUAGCACUGUAGCAUGAAAGCAGUUGAUGCAUUGAUUUGACAGACAUGUAUUUUCAUUAGCAGCUGCAAUGGCUUAGGAAAAAGUUAAUAUUUUCCUAAGUUGUUAUAGCUGUUGGUGUUAAUAUUCUGUUCAGCUAAAUGGAGAAGAAAGUCAUGAUUAACAGUUAUGCUAAUCUCUUGUCUCUGGGUUUUAAUGUAGCCCGCGAUUACAGUCAUCUCUCCUUGCUUCCUGCACCCAGGGAUUUUUUGGGAAAAGACAAGUUAACUGCAUUUCUGGCCCAAAAAUUCCUAACAGAUGAUAAACCUGUCGAGAAUCUAGUCAGGAGCUCUGAGUGGUUGAAGUUCUUAAUUUAUUCCUUUUGCCAUUGUUUAUUAAUGACAGACAUGAGACAAAGGUCACCAAGUUCUGAUAUAAAUGCAAUGAAGCUUUCACAAAACACUUAUUGUUCUUGGAGUAUAUUCUUCUUUACAAGAAGUGUUUGAGUUUGCUGGUGCUAGUUCACAGAAGAACUCAAAAUAUUAUGAUUAUGGACCUGAAGAAAUGAUCUCAAAUAAACUUUAUACAGCUGGAACCCCAUGACUAUCGGAUAAUUUAUGUAAACUUUGAUUUACAUGAUCAGUAUGGACAUUUGGUCCCAAAAUGCAGAAUUUUCCCUUUUAAACAUCCCUGGCUGUGAGGAGCAAAGAAAGAGGGUUGUAUUUGCAGGCUAUGUUUCUCAUUAAAUUAAAAAAAAAAGAACAAAGUAAAAUAUUCAUAAAUAUGUAGCACUUGAUAUCUCUCACUGGAUUUGUAGUCAGAAUAUUUGUAUGGAUUGUAGAGGUUUGUUACGUACUGUUUAAAAAACAAGCAGAAGUGUAUUAUCAAGUUUAAAAACUCUUGGCUUCACCUUGAGUUUUUAAACCUGAUAAUACAUGACUGCGAGUUUUUUGAACAGCUUCAAAAUCUCUGAUAUAGAUCAACUCAUUCUUCCACUAAUAUUCAGAUUUGGGGUUAUUUUGGGCUAAAAAAUUGGACAUAAAGUUUAGCCAUGUCUUUGUCAGAUAUAAAGACACUCAUUAAGCAUUAAGUUCUUUUGUUUUUUCAUUAUGACUUAUUAAUGAGUUUUUGAAUAUUAAACCCCUGCUUUGUCAUAAUCAGUAGUUUCCGGAUUUAUUUUCAAAGGUUUGUGACGUAAAGAACACCUUCGUUUGCAAAAACAAUGGGAAAGAAGUUGGAAAUAGUGACCCCGAAGCAUUUAUUUUAUUUAGUUAGGCUCACCAAUAUUCUUGGCUGGUUCACCACAACGUAGCCUGUGUACAAACCCCCCCUCCCCUCAGGAAAAAUCAGUCUGUACACAGGCUACCGCAACAGCCCGUGGUGCCACUACAUGGGCCCAUACCAGUCCCUACCCCCCAUAAGAUAUACCAACACACAGGGGACUACAUCCUCUUCUCUUUAUGAACAGUGUGUGUGUUCUUUAAUGUCUCAUAGACUGUGAAAAAGUUGUGAGAUGGGGUUUAGGGUUUAUCAUCCUUGUCCAAGUAGACUAGAAAGUCUAACUGUUUGUAGAUAUCUUUACAAAGACAGCUCUUUCUCCUCAGUUAUUUAAAGACCCUAACUUUUGGUCCGGCCAGGUUUUGAACCAACGGCCUCCUGUUCAGCAGACCAGCGCUAUCAGUAUUAUUCUCAUCAUUUUUCUGUUUUUCCAUCUUAAUAUAAUGUAUGAUGUAACAGAAAGGUCAUGUAGUAGCUCACCGACCACAGCUAAGGAUCGUGACACCUCGUGGCCUUAACGAGCCUGAGGAAAUAUCAGCAGAUGCCUUGUCAGUCAGGGGAUUUGAACAGUACCGCUGUGAUGACUAUCAUUUGGGUAAGGCUUGUGUUUUUUUAUUAAAAGUACAAGUGGUAAAAUUCACUUAUUAUCAGGGCUUGAAAAAAAGUCCCAUCCAGUUAAGUCCAGGAUGAGUAGUUUUUCAUUCUUACAGCAAGGAGCCCAAAAUUGUGACCUCCUGUAAUUAACUCACAUUCUUUCAUGCAGACAUUAACCAAUGAGAAGUUGAGAACAGUUUUCAGCUGGCCUCAGAUUGGAUUAAAUCUGUACAAAAGAAUUUGAAUAAAUCAAAAGUAGUCACACGUUUGGGCUCCUUGCUGUAAAGCUUAAGCCCAGUUCAGACGGCACUCAUGUGCCAAACCUAACUGAUGAAUUAAGUACAGCAGAAGAGCAGUGUCUGAAUCAGUUUGGUAUGGCAGUUUUAGUUUUGUGCAACAAAAACAUUAAGUUUGACAGAGUCUGUUGAACUUUUGUCGAAAUUAACUUAGGCUCGACACACGGUGCACCUUCUGAAUCAGAUGUUGCGCCAAUGUCGUUCCAAAGUCGAAAUUUAAUUUUUUUCGGUUCGGCAUGUGAAAAGUACAGCAUCUGAACCAGGGUUUACUUGCUCAAUGAGAAAGGUUCCAGGCAAAUCAUCCUCUUACAAAAUCAUCAACCAAGAUGAGUAAGAAGUGUCCCUGGGCAAGUAAAAUGUUAGAGCUGCAUGCCCAAAGGACAAGCUGCAUGGAAUUGAAGUUAUUCUUUUAGCCCUGCUUAUUCUUUAAAGUUAGCACCAAUCUGGGGUAGUACACAUGUAUUUAACUCACGUGUACACCUCUGUAAACCCCAAUUCAAUCAUCUGUAGUGAUUCAAUGACAUGUAAAAUUAGCUUCUGAUAACUAACUUCUGCUAGUCUAAUUAGCAUUCAUUCACUUCUGAUACAGAUCUCUACUCAUUGUUUUAUUUGACAUUAAAUGUGCCAUUAAAGCCAUUAUAAAUCCCAUACAAGUCAGAUGUAAAUUUCUACAUCUGAUCUUUAUCGUGUUUAUAGUCGCUUGCCUUCGGCUCACUAUUGUAAACACCAUACAGAACUCCCACUCACAUUUGCUCAGGUUGAGUAAUAGAUGUAGACUGUUUGAUUGGUGAACCAAUUCAUCAUAAAUAAAACCCUCAGUUAGGUGAUCAACUAGGGCAAAUUAAGAGUUAUGUGCAGUGAAACUUAAAGGGGAUACUGAUCUAAAGAAUUCUCCUCAUGAUUCAUAACCAUACUACAAGGAAUUUGAAGGAAAAUCUAAUGUAAGGUAGGUGGAGUAUGAUUGUCCGGGUGAACGUAGUCCUAAAUAGGACUGUUGCUGACAUUGACUGACGUUUCAACAAGGUAGCGGGAGUCAUUCAGAAUCAAAGUGAGUUGUAUCACAUCAGUUGAUGGUAUUAAACUCUGGUUUUUGCUUAAUACAGCUGGACAAUCAUAUUCCACGGACUUAAUGUAGUUAAAUGAAAUUUAACACAGUUAACAACUAGGAGUGCAGGCGUCAGUCAGCGGUCAGUGCGGUGGCUCAAGCGCAGUCAGCCUUGCUUGCAUCAUCCCCAUCUGCUUAGUACAGCAUUUCCUGGCAGCCACUCUCUUCGUUUAGCCUGUGGAUCAUUCUUUUACCCCCACCACCUCCCCUCCUUAAUUUUUUCCACUGAUAAAUCAGUGUGACAGGUGCCUGGUUCCAUUGGCGUGGGGGUUCAUGGCUGGAAGGUGCAGGUUACCUGCCAUGGGGGCAUAACUCUGUCUAGUGGCUGGUUUGCCAAGAGUGGAAGCCCCCCGGACAUCCCAGGCAUCCAUCUCCAAAAAGCGACACAGUUGUUAAUGAAAUGACUCCUGGGCUCAAACCUUUCACUGAGAAUCUAACAGUUGAUAGACAGUAAAUGUGACUUUACAUGUAUUCCAGGUACCCUUGAAAGAGGCAAAUGAAUUAAAAAUCAAGCGUGUCACAUCUCCGCUUCCUUUAUUUUCUAAAUUAUAAAUUGAACUACUUUAUACAACUUUUUUGUGGCCUGAAGAUACUCUUCUAUAAGACGCCCUUUGAAUUACAACAGACUCGUAGCUGUCAAGCAAAAUUCCAUUGAAAAAAUGCUGUGCCUUAUAACCAAAAAAUUACAGUAACAAUAUAAUUAGAUUUAAUAUAUUCUGAACAACAUAAAAAACUUGACUUGUGAUCAAACACAUUGCUUAUGCAGGUGACAGUUUUUAAUUAGUUAAUAAUAAUAAUAAUAAUAAUAAUAAUAACAACAACAACAAUAAUAACAAUGAUAGUUGAAUAUUUAAUCCAGGAUAACCCUUAGGUACCAAGUACUGUGACCAGGCUGUGCAAAGGGGGAAAAAGGUAAAAAGAAUCCAGUCUACCACUUUGCUCGCUUAACUUGCCGAAAUUUUGUUUUUUGGCUGUUUCACCCAGUUUUUUGCCUUUUUCCCCACUACAGAGUCUGGUCCCAGGCUAUGACAAUGCAAGGAAAUGUCAAGUCCCUGGCUAUUUGUCCUCUUUCCUUAACUACUUGUUAUUAAAAAGAAGUGCUAACCCGAGCUAAAUCUUCUGACUCAUUCACAUAAAGUAAUAUAAACUCUUAUAAUAUCAGCUCUUCUUCAUGAUGACUUGGAUUGUCCAUCCUCUGCCUUUAAUAAGAGUAGGUAAAUAGCUAACAAUCAACAAUAAAUAAAAUUGACCUUGAAACAAAGUUUAAUUUUAGAAGUUUGUGAUAUAAACUGUAAACUCUUACAUUAAAAAUUAAAAGUUCCUCUCCUUACCACACAGCUGUUCUCUGUCUUGUCAUGCUGGUUUCCUUCCCAAUGGAGGAGGGAAGAACGUUCAGUGACAAGACAGAAAAAAACGGUUGGUUAGGAGAAUAGCCCUUUUAACGUUUAGGUAUGCUAAGAUAAAUUAGUAUGAUGCUCUAAACAUUUUAAAAGUUUAAAUGGAAGGUUUGCUUUACUCUCAAAACUUGUUUUUGUCCCUUAAGUCCUGGUUAUGAAUCCAAAUAAGCAUUAAUUUUGACUGAUAUUGUGAUACAAAGCAAUGAAACAAAAUUAUGGGACUUAGUUCUUCAUCCUUGGGUGUAAAAAACCAAAAAUCCAUACAAGCUCCACUUACUACAGUAUUUUUAUAAAUGGUAGCAAUGACAGAAGAUUUUAUUUGUAGACCUAAUGCUUUUUUUACUAAUUGCUUUUUGCAGAAAAUGUUGCAGAGGAGAACUUGUUCUACAUUGUUAGCCCUAAAGACCUUGUGCUGGCCAAGGUGAAUUUAGUAAUUCCUCAGUGUAGGAGCUUGCUAAGAAUUCAAAACAUGACUCUGAAAAGAAGAGUCACCUGUUGAUGGCCCAGUAUUAUUUAAACUUCCAAAGAAGUCCUUUGUCCGAUUUCAAAUGGCACAGGAUCUCUCAUGACUUCGUCGCUCACUCGGCGGCUUCGUAGCCUAAAAAGCUCACCCCGCUCACUAAGAAACUCAUGAGGUCAACUUGUGCAAGUCUAAAUAUUAUCUUGAAGUUGGCUUCUCUUCAAAGAUGGUAAUACUGUGGAGGCAAUCCUCAAGGAGCUUUGUAGAAACUUGCCAAGCAUGCAAAACAUGACUCUUAAAUGUGCUUCUAUAUUUAUUACAUAUUGUAUGCUGAAGAAUGGAAUCAGCUGCUGAUUGUCUGGAAGUUGAUGCUUUGUAAAUUACAUGAAACAAUGGUUUUAUUCCAUUUAAAACGCAUAGUCUUUACAGUGUGUGUUUAAUUUGUGGAGUUUUCUUUUAGCCUAGAAACAUUGAUGAUCACCUCAAGUGGCUGAUUGAUCAUGGCAAGUUUGAGGUAAGCAUGGACAGUAUGGUUAAUAGACCUCUUUAGCUUGUAUGUUUUGUUUUUCCAAUACAGGUCAUGUGAUAAUACUCUCGGGAACUUUUCCGUUCAAAUUUGAUCUUAUUCACGUGCAUAUCUAUGCAUAAUUUAUAAAUAGAUGAAGGGUCAGGUUCCCCUGGGACCUCUCUUGGCAAAACAAAACAUACAACUUCAGACGUUCUAUCCGGCUGAAACAGAUGGAUAGAACGUGUUGGACGAUCCAAACUCAUUCAGAUGAACUGAAAUUAGCCAGACGUUGAACUUUACGUGAACUUAACUCACUAAGUUUGGUUCGUCUCAUGAAAAGUUCGACGUUUGACCUAGGUCAAAGUGCUAUAUAUGGCAAUGGUCGUCAGUAUAUAAAUGGGCCACAAAAUAAAAAAAAAUUAAUGUAUUGACAGCAACCUUUGUCUCUGCGCUUCAUAAAUUGCCUGCAAAACAGGCAUUAUUGAGGGCACUCAGGUGGCUUUUUAGGGAAUGAGUGCAAAGUGCAAGACACGCAAGUGGAGGAGAAAGAAAAUAAUAACUGUUUUAUCCUUUUUUCUCUCUCUUUUCCUUCUUCUUGCAUGUCCCACAUUUCACCCCAACACCCAAAAACUCACAUGAGCACUCCAAUUUCGCCUACUGCGGACCACAGCACUAGCUGAAGAGCAAGGGUUUUACCAACCUCGUUCCCAGGUUCUCUCUUUCGCUCCUUAGGGACGGGUAGGAGAGAACCCUGGGAACGAGCUUGGGGUUUUACAUACUGUGGGUGGACUUCAAAAGCCCGAGUGUGUCCUUUUAGAGGGUUUGUUAUCAUUUCAUUUAAAUUGACAAUAGCUUUUUCAUUUAAUGAUAUUUUUGUUUGUUGUGCAGGAAGCCUUGGUUGCAGCAGAGACAAACAGCAAAGAAGUCAAGAAGCAUAAUCAGCAGGUUAGUUAAAAGGAACAAAAACUUAAGCACAGUGGAAUGUAAUUUGCCCUUAAAAAAAUGAUGUUAUUUAGAAACAGAUAGUUCUAGGUCAAGAUUUCUGGGAGUUAAUGUUUUACUACGGCGACAGCAACAAGAACGUCAAAAAAUCAAUAGACCUAUUUGGCUAUUAAUAAACUCGAGUUUUGUCCAAUUCAAGCCCUUUGGGAAUAAAACGUUUUUGUUUCAGGAAUUUCCAUAUCAUUUUAAUGUGAAUGCCACAUUAGAAUGCAAAUACAAUACACAAAGAAUCUUAACCCCAGGAGAUUUGAAUUGGGUACAACGCUGAGUUAGCUGAAAAGGUCUAUUGGUUUUAAUUAGCAAAACAACAACUUUGCACGUGCAGCACACUUUUUUGGGCACAUUAGGACGUGAAUUGCCAAAUUCCACGUUUUAUUGACAACGUGAACAUACGACGACGAAUUUCUCUUUCUCUUUUUAAAUUUGGAUAUCUUUCUUAAGAAUUCAACUCUAGGAAAGUUCACCUGUAUUAGACUAAGUAAGCGAGUUGGGAUGACCGCGCUGAAGUUUCAAAGAAAGCGAACUCAAUUUUUAAGUCACGUUUGCGCCAUCGUCGGCUUGGUGGUUUCUUAAACACCCUAUUAUCAAAACAAAUGCUCCUGUAGUUUGUAACACUGUGGCUGCUUUUUUAGGACAUUGGAAGGUCAUAUCUAAAAUCUCUGAUGGAAGAAGGAAAGUAUGAAACUGCCGCGAGGUUUGUAUUUCCUCACGUGUAUUUAUUUGUUUUAUGCAUUAAGUUUCACUAAAAUGAAUUCAUGUUUUGUGCUCUCAGGGAGAGAGGGAGAAGAGAUUAUUUUUGAUAACUGUCUGUCACUUCGAAGAACGUCUUAACUCAAAAUUCAAGGAAGAAUAACAGAUUUAUUGUGUAAAAUACUGUAACACAAAUACUACCAUGUAAAUGUACCGUUGAAGAGGUUUUAUUGACAACCGAUUUUUAAUCACCUUUCACAACAUAAAAUAGUAUUUAUCACAGAAAAGUACUGCUCAGUAGCUUUCAUUCGAAUGGUCCACUUACGGGUUUCAUCCGCCGUCUCAAAAGUUAGAACCACCUUGUUAUGUAUAGCUUAAUAAACAGUACCACAGGAAAGUACCACUUAGUAGCUUUCAUGUGACGAAUGGUCACACUUUAGGAUUUCAUUCACAGACUCAAAAGUUAGAACCACCUUGUUCAGCAUAAUAAACAGCACCACAGAAAAAAAUAAAACUACUCAGUAGCUUGUCCAAUCAUAGGCUUUUCUCCACAUAAUAAAGAACUUAGGACAGUAUUGCACAUCUCCAAACCGACUCCACUCAGUUGAAUUCUUUUUAAAUUCUCGUAGAGUGUGCGUCAAAGUUUUGGGCGAUGAUAAGAAACUUUGGGAGGACGAAGUGUACAAGUUUGCAAGGAAACAUCAAUUAGAAGUAGGUUUCAAGUUGGUCUUAAAUGGAAAUUUAAUUUUGCCUCCACUGUGACUAAUGUUGGCUUUUUGCGCAUUUUGUAUUAUCUUUUGUUUGCUCUGUUAAGGAGAUAUUUUCUUCUUUGGUGAUAUUAAAUCAACUGUUAUUGUUUCGUAAUAGUACAGAAAAAUUAGCCUCUCAUGCACACAUUGGGUAGCUUAAGCAACGACGAUGACGUCUCUUAAAAAGUGAAUUCACCCUGUUUCAAAAUUCAUUACUCUCAUUCCAAGUCGUUUAAUUUGUUAAUUGGUGGUGAAUUUCUGGAGAUGAAUUCUUAAGGACAGUAUCUAAGUUUUGAAAAAGAAUCACAAAAUCGUUGUCUUGUGUGUUCACGCCCUGCACAAAACGUGAAAUUGGGCCUUUUCACGUCGUAGUUGUGCAGUGACAGCAAAGAAAUGUGCAAAAAAGCGUGAUGCACGUGCAGAGCUGUUGGUUUGCUAGUCUAAACCUAUUGCUUUUUCCCGUUCUCGUCGCUGACGUCGUUCUUGUUGCUUAAGCUCCCUAAUUCUUGCUUGUCUUAUGGGCUUCUUCCCCAAGUUUGUGGGAGGCUAUAGAAAAAGCGGGGUAUUAUGUGAAAUUUCAGCAGUACUUCCGCGUGAUUACUGCAAGUGAAACUUAAGGAUGGAAGUGAGUUCCAUCCAACCUUGUUGGUAGUUAAAAAAUAAUAUUGUUUUGUUGUUGUUGUUGACCAGGCUAUUGCACCGUACAUCCCAACAAGCGCUGUGAAACUAAGUUCAGCAAUUUAUGAAAUGGUUUUGUACGACUUCCUCAAAAAGGAUUACAAGGUAAUUUCUCCUGGCGUGUCAUAUUCAUUUCUAUAUAUUUUCAUAGUGAUACUCUAAAGAUUUCUUCUAGCCUGCGAAUACAGCCGUCUCUCCUUACUCGUCGCCGCUUGGUAGGUUUGUCGAGAGACACGUCUGCGUGUGAACGAUGGAAAUUGCAUACUGAUGACGUAAAAUCCGUCAAGAAUCUGGUCGGGAACUCUUAUUGGUAGACCUACUGAUCAUAUUCUUUUAGCUAUUUCUGUCUUUGAGGCGCAGACGACGGUCUCUCCAGCAAAAUGACCCAAGCGGCGAGAAGCGAUGAAAGACGGAUGUAUUCACAGGCUAGAUUUCUUUUCAUCUGAAACAGAUUGUUCAGAUUUGUUCACCUUUGAGGUCUUGAAAACUGAUGACCACGCUUAUGUCGCAAAUGAAUCCCCCCUUUGUGAAGUAAUUCUCCAGUACGUGAUGACAUCACUUUAUGCGUGUCAUCUGAUUGGCUAUGGGCAGGAUGUCAGGUGAUAUCAGCCAGUGUUUUAUUGGUUGUUAUCAUGGGGCACACUUUGUUCAUUGGUCAGUAUGAUAACACCAACAGUCUGAUACUGGGCGUCCUUUCUUGCAAUUCUCUUCGCUGGUUCGCUUAUUACCACAGCUGAGUAAAUCUGAUUACAGUUCUUCUUGAAACUGGUGAUUCGAGUAUUUCAUGUUUUUCACUCAGCCGACACAAGCAACCAACGCGUACUAUUUUUUAUUUUGCAGAAAUUUCAAAACCUUAUAAAGGACUGGCCUGCAGACUUGUACAGUGUUCAGCCAAUCAUAAGCGCAGUACAGGUGAGCGAUCAGCUAAUCGUUACUGCCGUUUGGGGAAGAGAUCAGCCAAUCAUUUGUGCUAUACAAGCCACUUUUCAGCCAAUCAUUGUCACCCUGCCAAUCAUAAGCGCUUUACAAGCGGCUCUUCAGCCAAUGAUUAGCACCGUACAGGCGAAUGUUCAGCCAAUCAAGCAUAUUACGUAUGAAUGAUCACGCAGUCAGAAGCGCAGUACAUAAGUGUAGUAUAAAAGGGUGGAAAAAUUAGUUGAACACAACACUUUGUUCAAAGAGCAUUUUAAACAGAGAGGUGUGGCUGUUUUCACAUUUCUUUCUUUUCUUUUCUUUUCUUUCUUUUUUUCUUUUUCAUGUCUUGAUAGGACCAGCUGGAAAAAGAUCCAGAUAACCGUGUCCUUUUGGAAACUCUAGGAGAACUGUAAGCCGUUGAGGAUAAAAUUAUGUAAUUUUUGUCCCCUCAUUCAGUGACUGACAUUUGCCCUCUGGUGUUCCAUUACAGUUACACUAGACUGACAAGAUAUGACAAGGGACUGGCCAUUUAUCUUAAGUAAGUUGAUAAGUUUCAAAUUAUCAGUUAAACCUGUCUGCCGAGUACCGGUUAGACUUGCCACAAGUCGACUGCGGAAACGGGCUUUGACAAGGUCGAAGUACAUGUCAAUCCUGUUGUAAAUGGACGUUAGAAGUUAGGAGGUUAACUUAACGCAAACUCUUUAUUAAUUCAUGGAGAAAAUUCAAAGGAAAUUAAUGUUAAGUGGAUGUUUGGAAAUCAAUUGAAACACAGCUUACUUUUAAACGACUCGAAAAACGGGACGUGAGGUUGAGUAUUUUAAACGACCUUUCAGGCGUAUGAAAUUGCGAACAAACAUUGUUUUAAUUGCUCUAUGUAGCUUUUAAGACAGAAUGAUUCAGAGCGAGAAAUUACGGUUGCAGAAAGACGAGGAAUUUGGGAUCUGAUUUCCAAGAACGUUAUGUUACGCAAUCUCCGUGGUUUUUAAAUUACUUUUGAGUGAGAAAACGUUGUUGUUUGAAGCAAUCGGAGGGACGCAAACGUCGAACUUGUCAUGAGACGAACCAGAUUUGGUUAGUUACGUUCAUGAAAAGUUCGACGUCUGGCUCAGUUACGUUCGUCUGAAUGAGUUUGGGUCGUCCAACACGUUCUAUCCGUCUGAAGCAGACGGAUAGAACGUCUGAGGAUCGUCUCCGGAACAAACGUUGAUCUUCACAUGCGACGAACUAAACUAAUUAAUUAAAAAUUGGUAUGAUAAUGCAUAUUCAGCCUCGUUCAAGAAAAAACUUUUACUGAUCUGAUUCAGUAGAUUGGUUCGACGUGUCCUAAGUUCGACGUCUGACCCAACAGGCGAAUUUAAUUUAGGUCAACCCAAAUUAGAGUUGGUUCGUCUCAUCAAAAGUUCGACGUUUCCCCUAGGCCUUAAACGAAAUUUGAGACGAAUAUAUGUAAUAAAAUUCUUACUUUGUUUCACAGACUAGGUCACACUGAUGUGUUUAACCUGAUCCAUAAACACAACUUGUUCGAUUCAAUCCAGGACAAGAUUAUAAUGCUCAUGGACUUUGAUAAAGAGGUAGCUAUAACUACUUGUUGUAAACUUUCCAUCGAGGUCGAAAUGUUCACGAGAAAUUCCAGAUUUCUUACUAGAAAACAAAUGGUACCACGUGAUAGCAUUACUGAAGAGGUUUCAUUUGAAUGGUCUGAAGAUAAGAUUUCAUCCACGAACUCAAAAGUUAGAACUUUGCUAUAUGACGCUGGGAGCAAAAAUCUUCCUUCUUUUCAUAUGUAAAUGAUAAAAACUUACUUAACUGGACAAAAAAACUACAUUCUUGUUGCUCUUUUUUUGCAGAAAGCAGUGAAGAUGUUGAUUGACAAUAUCGACAAAGUUCCUGUAAGUUUAGUUACGAUGUUCUUUGAUGUUCUUUUGUCCGUUAAGGUGAAGUUACACAGGGUGAUUCGCAACAAUGGUUUUUAGUGGAACGCGGCGUUGCAACAUUGUUGCGACAUUGAUUCAAACGGUUGCAACAUUCUUCCAACAUUGCAAUGCUGUGCUGCUCAAAGAAUCAUCGUUGCGAAUCGCCCCUUGUAACAUCACCUUUACCCUAUUCGUGCAGCCCUCCAAAUAUUAAACUUUUUGCGGAAUCUUACAGGUUGAAGAUGUCGUGCGGCAGCUAAAUAAAAGAUCUGAGCUCCUGCAUGUGGUAAGUGAAAUGUGCCUCAAUCUGUUGUUGUUGUUGUUGUUUUUUUUUUUCAAAAAAAACUGAACGAACUCACCUCACUAAAAGCAUUGUCCGUAGAAUAUUAGACUGGAUUGUUUCGCAAGCAAACACACUUCAUAUUAAUAACCCGAAAAAAACAUUAUGGAUUUCAUCCACAGACUCAAAGGUCGAAUCACUUUGUGUGGCAUAAUAAAUUAUACCGCAGGAAAGUACUGCUCAGUAAUUUUCAUUUGAAUGGUCGCACUUUAUGAUUUCAUCCACAGACUCAAAAGUAAAAACCACCUUGUGCUGCGUUACUUACAAUACCAUAGGAAAGCAUUUGCUCAGUAUAUUUCCUUUAAGUGUUGACACUUAGAAUUUUAAAUGCUUUGUACAUAAUGUUCUCUAAGUCAAUUUUUAUUCUUCAUUCAGUACCUAGAUGCGCUAUUCGUCAAAGAUCCUCAAGCUGGGAUGGAUUAUCACGAGUUACAGGUACUAAAUGAUCUGUUGCCUUGCUACGAGUUUAGGUUGGUUAAUGUUGUGUAAAUUGUGAUUUGAAUUGAACCUUGCAACUUGUGCAAAAUCCGCAAUCGUUUCAAGGCGAGCUAAAACCUAGCUUGCAGUCGGUGUAAAGGGGCGGGAAAAAAUUUAGCAUGCAAUCAAUCAUGAGAAGCGCGGGAAAAUAAUUAAGCUUACAACUGGUGCAAAGCACAGGAAAAUGAAGGAUGCAGACGGAACAAUUUAUGACGCGGGAAAAAAAAUCAUACAAUUACUCGUGCAAAGUGGCAAAAAAUGUGCGGGAAAAAAGACUUGCAACUGUUCCUUCUGAGGGGUCGCUAUUUGUUUUUUGGCUCGUUUAUACCAUGCUUUAAUAGAGUCAACGGCUAAGCUCCUUUGCGACUAAAUCUGUUAUAACGCAGCAUACUGAAGAAAGGACCAGGAAUAUGAAAAGCACAAACGCUGACUUUCACACGUGUUUCUUGACAGUGAACCUCUGCUCAAAGCCAAGAAAUGAGAACAUUAACUAAACGUUUAUUUUUCAAGAGUCCAUUAACUUUUUUCUCGUGUUUGUAGAUCCCCCUUUACGCCGAAUUUGAUCGUCCAAAGCUUCUUACUUUUCUAAGAAACAGCAACUAUUACCCUCUUCAAAAGGUAAAGCCGUGUAUACAUGUGUAGUUUUAUAUGAAAUGGUUUUUUACAAUGUGAUUUAGGCAGACAAGAGCACGUUGGACCUCAGUUGCGCGGGGCUCUGGCUCGAGGGUACAAGGCUUUUUUUCACAAGUUGGUGUUCGAAGAGCCGUGUUUAAUGAAAAAUGUUCAUCAAUAAAGAUGGUGUAAAUGGAUUGUUGUCACCUUGACCGUACAAUUUACUAUAUUCUGGCCUAUCCGAGUACAAGCGCAGUAAAGUAGCACAGCAAAUUGAGCAAAAGCACAUGGCAAUGCCCCUGCAAACCUCCCUGGCGCCCCCCACAUCACUUUGGUGAAACCGCUGCUUUAACUUCGUUUAACCUUUUCUAAAUAGCCUCGUGUAAUGCUAGAUACAACUUAAAUUGCACUGUUGUAACAUUCCAAUCUGGGAAAGUAGCUAUACCCGCCGGGAUCAGCCUUUUCCUUAGGCGUUUCGUCUUUCGCAUGGUUUCGCAUAGAGGCGGGCGCGAAACGCGAGUAAGUAGUGACGAAGCGCAAGGGGCCAUGGGAAGGGUAAAGACGGGAGGCGCCCGUUUUCUCCUUCCCGCCUUCCUUUGCGCGCAAAUUUUCAUUGAGAGACAGAGAGGCGUCUGGGUACGAGGCAGCCCCGGGAUCCUUCUCUUCUACAAGUGCCCCUGCCUUUUAAGGGUGUCAAGCCCAAAAAUGAUGGGAGGAGUUUGUUACUCAACUGAGUUUCUGUUACGACUUAGGGGUUAAAGUUCAUUGCAGCCACGUCCAUAGGGCAAAUUCUGGUAUCUUUUGUUUAAAGAAAUACCCCCUUCCCCCGUAGUCGUAUCCUUGGUUAUUGAUUUGACAGAAACACCUUCGACUACAGGGGAUUCCCCUACUGGCACCGUCUCGUAGGUUAACUAUACUUCGGAAUUUACGUGAAUCACCCAACCUUGAUCAGUUUAAACUCGGUUUUUUUUUUUUCAGGCUUUAAACGAGUGCGAACAAAGACAUUUGGUUCCAGAGAUGGUGUUUCUCCUCAGUACGUAGUCUUUUCAUUUAACUGUUUAUUGUUAUUUCUAAAUGGCAAGGUGUGUUUUACUGGGAAAGGGAAAUACUGAUGUAUUUAUUAAAACCCUCGAGUCCCAAUAUCCACAUAAAAAUUCUCCUAACUGACCCCGCAAAUUUCCUUAAAGAAUUAGUGGAGAGAAUUUGUUAAAAGGUCAAAGCAUUUUGAAUUCCCUUUGGUGAUCAUCUCAGCAAUUCUCAUGAUCUUUUCUCUUGACUAUGUAUUAAAGACUCAAAUUGAAAAGAUAACUUCCCGACACGUUUAACGUUCUAUAUACACUCUAAAUUGUCCACUAAAACAGGAGACAAGAAACCUCUCACAUGGGCAUAAAACAUCGUGUAACAUAAUUAACGUCUUUUUGUUUUCCAGGUCGUAUGGGCAACAACAAGCAAGCAUUGCAGCUGAUAAUUCAGGAAGAAAACGACGUAAAAAAGGUGAUCACCGAUAACUCUUGCCAUUGUGGUGGCACCACCUUAAAAUGCUACUGAACGUUCAAAGUAGAUUUUUUAAGCUUAGAAGUGGUCUAUUUUUUUAAGAGCGAUGAUUUAAAUUCCUAGUCAAUUGUGUUGGGAAAUAGGCCAUUUCCUAGUUCCAAAAGCUCUCACGUUCAAAACGAGACUAAGUGCAAAACCUUUCUUGUGAAAAAUGAGUUUUACUAGCUUGAGAACAGAAAGUCAUUUUCGUAUCAAUGGCUUUGCACUUAGUCUCGCUUUGAAGUGGAGGUUUGGAGAAACUUGGAAUUGGCCUGUUAGUAACAGGUAAUGACUGGCAUUCUUUUGAUUGACAGGCGAUUGAGUUUGCCAAGGAACAAAAUGACGAGGAAUUAUGGGAUGAUCUUAUCAACUAUUCUCUAGAUAAACCAGGUAUUUGAUUCAGUAUUGCUUAGCCUUCGUAGCUGGCGGUUUGUUUGGCGAGAGAGAGAAAAAGCUGAGAAGACGCGCGUAAAACGCGCAUUUUCGUCCUUAUCUCCUCUCGGCUUCGCUGCUCAUUUGCGCGCUCGACCAACAAAACCGCGCCACACUUGCGCGCUCGACCAACAAAACCGCGCCACACAUUUGCGCGUUCGACAUACGAAACCGCCAGUUACGCAGGCUGGUAUUGGUUUGCCUAAAGACAUUCGACUGAUUGAGGCAAGUCAUCUAAAGUCAUUUAAAUUUCUUUCUGUCUUUUUCUUGUAGAAUUCAUCACUGGUCUCCUACAAAAUAUUGGUACUCAUGUCGAUCCUAUUAAGCUUAUUCAGGUAUCUUGGAGGUUCUGCAGUUUUCUGUUUCAUUAAAACAAAUUUAUUUCGGCAUUAUUUCAACGUAUUGAUUUAUUUGACAGAGGAUACCUGAGGGACUUAAGAUUCCCGGCCUUAGAGACUCCCUGGUGAAAAUUCUGCAAGAUUUUAAUUUGCAGGUAAGUACUGUCAGCUUUCGUUGCUUCGUGUUAUAUUGAAUCUUUACCAUCAUCUUGCCACUUAUCUCGUAGAAUAGUGUACUUUCCUCUAGUUGUAGUGUGGCAAAAGCUUGCUUUUCCGACUAUUCUUGCUUGUUACUGCGCUUACCGAAUUACUCGAAUAAGCGCUGCAUUUGGGACAAAAAAAUUAAUAAGUGCCGCCCCCAAAUUUAGCGCGCGGCGUCCAAAUGAACAAACUCAAAAGACGUUAAUUCUCUUACUUUAAUGCGGAAAACAAUAAUAAUACCAUAGUUAAAACAAUUCUUUUUGCGUCUAAAUCUCAAAUAAAUGCCGCCCUCAAAUUUAUUGUAAGCAUUUAAUCCAUGAAAAAUUUGAUAAGCGUCUAGAAGGCGUGUCGACGUCUGGUAUUUCCGUGAAGACGUCUGCACACAGGUCAGUAAAUGUCCCAGUAUGGACCUCAGAUCAGAGCAUGGCAUUUUCAAGCCUUUUGCCAGCCUGAUAGUAGUCCCCUUACAGAGAGCAAUUGACUGGGCACGCCGAAAGAACGUGCGCAGCAAGUAAGGCAAUCCCAAGGGAGUGUUAGCGAUAACUUUAUGCACAUGCUUGAGACUAUCCCUGUCCUUAACAACCUCCCAACCCCACCCUAAUGAGUAACUUUGUGCUGUGAUACGCGUUAUAAAGCUCGAAAGUACAACUGAAUACAAUUGAUAUUUUCGCCACCUGGACAGGAUUUCGAAUUCCUGAAAACCGGUCACAAUAACUCUUCUUCCUAUAUUUGUCGAUAAUGACCUUUUACAUAUCUAAAGAUUUUUAGGAUCUUAGCGGCGUCUGAUUUCUCCUAUCCUUGACAUCUUUUUUCCUUAGAUAUCUCUUCGAGAAGGCUGCAAAAAGAUUCUUGUAAAAGACAGGUGAGCUAGCGACACGUUACAGUACAGACUAUGUCCCCUUUAUACCGGGUAGGAUUUGCGCCGGCACGAAAACUAUACUGGGUAGGGCUUCUGUUCGCUCAUAAGAACGGUGAUUUUGGCACGAUUUCUCUAACAGAUCAAAGCUGUGUCGCGCCUUUAUUCUAAGUGGAGAGUCACAUAUCGGAUAGGUGUUCAUUGCGGAGCUCCACGCCGCGAGCGCAGCCCCAUACCAAAGAAAAUGCGGUGAUCUACCUGUCCGAGAAAUUUUGGUAAUCACGUGACCGUACGCCCGACCGACCGACUGUCCUUCCGCACCACAGGCAUACCAGUGCAAAAUAACUCAAUCAACAGGUAUGAUGACUCGAGGUUAUUUUGGCGGGAAAUCGCGUAGCCAGCCCCGUCUUGUGAAGUAGAGACAACCAAAGAGUCAAUAAAGACGAAAACGGAAAACGGAAAUUGUUUCUGUAUCUGUGUUGUCUAAGUAUUAAGCUUAGAUUAAUUGUCAUGUCCACAAAUUUGGAAUACAGAGAAAGAAAAUGAGAGAGAAAAAGAGAAAGUAGGCGACAGGCCAGCGAAACUCAAAGAAAAAAAGGGCAACAGAUAGCUAGAGCGAGAAAUAAAAGACAAAGCAGACUUUUUUGUGGGAAGAACAACAUGAAAAGUUUGUAGCGGCAGUGAAAAAAAAGUGAACAACGACACGUACGACAUUUCCUCCAUAAAACGUGUAACCAGGAAGUUUCUGAAAGUUUUAAGUUGUAGUGGUGCAAAACAACGGCAAAGAAAUGUACAAAUAAAGUGUGCUGCACGUGCAAAGUUGCUUUUUUGCUAAUUAGACCUAUUGUUUUUUUUUUUCACCGUUUUUGUUGCCUUCGCCACUUAGCAUUACACAGUUAUAUAUUUUGUUUGAACAAACUAUAAAUAUUAUCGAGCGCUUCGCUUUUAGCCCUGGCUAAAUCUAUAUACCGGAGAACUUGUCGUGUCGGCACGGAAAGCUGUGUGGUGAAGUGGGUGAACAUAGCCUUACGUGCCGGUAAUCCUGAUAACAUUUGGAUCUGUAGAAAAGUCCUUCAAAAAUUGGCCUUUUAACUGGGAUCGUUGAGUUGUCGUUUCCCUUAGCACAGUUGACUAUACUGUACAAAAUGGUUCUAGCUUCUGACCCUUAAGGUAUUUUGGUGCGACCUUUGAAGUAAAAGCUUUUGGGGGUUAUUUUCGCCGUGGGACAAUAAUGUAAAAGCUGUUACCGUGUCGGUUUCGUCUUCUUCAUUCUUACGUUUAUUUCUGUGAUUUUUGUAGUGUCUCCUUACUGCAGCGUUUGAGCAAAGUACAGCAGAAGGGUGUUUCUGUAGAUGGUAAGUUUUCUGAAAUGAAACUGUGGUAGUGAAUGUUUUAUAAUCGCUGAUCCUGUUGAUCGGAAGAAAAAGUGCUGGCUCCUGUUGUUCAAUGCACCGUUAUCCACUGUAUGGCACAAUUAGUUUUCUUGAUACUUAUUCGUUGGAUAGUGAUUUACUCGCGGAUAGAGGUGUCCAGUUUUUGAGUGAACUGGACCAUAGCCUGCGGAGCAUGGCGGUUUUAUUCGGGCGCGCAAACAAGCUAAGUGAUUGUCGGGCGAGCGCGGAGGAACCGUGAUGAGAUUGGGGCAGAAAGAACACUAAUCCGGGCAGGGGAAGGGCUGAUGAGAAGUAGCAAGAAAGAUAGACUUCCGCCUUCCCGUCAUCCAUAUCGGCUUCGUGUGGCGUUGGCGUACAAGUCCCCCGCGACUUCGCUACCUCUGCGUCUCUAAGCGUCAAACUUAUAAUUCCUGCACGUUCAUUAAUUUAUUACUGAAAUAAACUUCAUUAUGAAGACUCUAGAAAUAAGCAGUAGUUCUGGCACUACAAGCAUUUUCUGCAUCUGAAAUGCGAAGUAGCGUUCUCUUUUUGCCUUUGGCGAUAUUAGGGCGUACGAUACUAAUUGAUGUUCGUAUUGCGGCGACAAAGCGCUUCUUUCCCGUACAAUCUAAGCGAUGUUAUUAAAAAUAACAUUUACCGUUCUUUGGCAGAUGAAACAAAAUGUCCUGUGUGCCAGGGUGCCAUCAUCGCAGAAGGUAGGCUAAUUAUAAAAACUCAAUCAUUUCAUUAGUACCCAUUUAUCUGGAGAAACUCGUUCCUUUGUUCCGGGUAGAAGCGUCACCGAGUUACUCGAGUUACCCUGGGGCGAACCAGCUUUCCUUAACAUUUCCUUACAAAACUUGGCGAACCGUUUUCAUGAGAAACAAAAAGUUCGCUCGGCUAGAAGGGUGAACAACCUAGGCGGGUCACCCUUUUUAAAUGGUAGGGUCACCCUCCCAGCCGGACCAACGUUUCUCCACACAAACACUUUGGCUUGCUCAGCCGGGUCAACUCAGUCAAGGCGAGACAAUCAUAGCAUGCGCAAACACCGUCGUCAGCUCUGGGUCAACUUCUUUCUCACAUAAACGUUCUCUAAAAUUGGUUGGGCAGGGAGGGUGACCCUCGUUCCAGGGACAACUUUUCUCCAUAAAACGGAGCCUUAGUUACUCAUUCCACUUGACAGCCGUUCUCUCCUGCUUUUAAGUCACGCAGUAUUUGCAAUGUCAACCAUCACACAACAAAUAUCCUUCUUCUAUUACCGUUUGUGCUUUAUACAGGUUUGUGUUUUUUUAAAACCUAUCUUUUUCAGACUCAAGAAGAGCAUCACACGUCGUUGUAUUCUUUUGUAAACACGUCUAUCACGAGGACUGCCUGCCCGCGCGCGAUGUGGUAAGUAACGAGUUCUUUGCUUCAAGCUGUACAUUUCACGACUCUCAUUCUUCGCCAGCAGUCGUAAUUAUGGUGACAUUCUGUAUAGUAAAUAAAACCCAUUAUUUCCUUGCUUGAUUCUUAUAAUUUUGAUCUGAGCGACUUGUGUGGGCUUGACUUCAUGAUCCAUGCUCUCUCAGUCUUCAAACGUUUUUGUUAGCAGUGUUUUUAAGCGUUCGCCAGGCUACCUUAACACUCUCGUCUGUUUCUUCUUCCACUUACUAAACACUGAUCAAAUACGGGAAUGCCGGUGCGGGACUUUGCCAGCAAGGAGGAGGAGGCGUUAUUUUAUCAAGAGGGGUGGCUGGCCACGGUGGUUAUUUAUAGCGAUUUUUUCACUUCCCUCUGGCGCGUCUCCUGCGCGUCUCCUCUUCGGCUAAAAGGAAGUGGACAAGAAUGCUAUGCAGGCUGUAUAAUUAAACCUGGGUCAGCCUCAACUUGUUCGUAGGUGUUUCUCCUCUUGUGUUCCACCUUUUUAAUAGCGGAAAGAGAGACUGAGGCGUUCGAUGUUCGAUCGUGUUGGUAGUAAUAUUUUUGUUUGCUUCUUUAGGGUCCGUUUUGCCAGAUUUGCACAGCACACAGCCAGGUGAAGAGACGGCGGUCUCAACGCGUGGCAACCUCAGAGGCACGUCUUUAA
Molecule: messenger RNA, 29409 nt
Organism: Porites lobata
Lineage: Eukaryota; Metazoa; Cnidaria; Anthozoa; Scleractinia; Poritidae
Source: the annotation of a GenBank genome assembly